This is a messenger RNA of Lucilia sericata (common green bottle fly), 581 nucleotides long. Its product is annotated as general odorant-binding protein 56a-like. Lineage: Eukaryota; Metazoa; Arthropoda; Insecta; Diptera; Calliphoridae. The record is from RefSeq and is a predicted model, not a curated record. The transcript has 2 exons. The coding region runs from base 124 to 534 and encodes 136 amino acids. Gene Ontology annotation, biological process: sensory perception of smell. Gene Ontology annotation, molecular function: odorant binding.
UAUAAAGCCAACAAAAAUUCUUAUUAUAAAAACCGCUGAAAUCGAAGCAAAGAAUCACACAACUUUCUUAAACAACUCUCAAGAAACACCUUCUUAGACAAACAAAAAACUAAAGAAAUCAACAUGAAAGCUUUCAUUACUUUAGCUGUUGUUUGCUUCAUAGCCUCAACCUUGGCCAAUCCAUUGGAAUUGAGCGAAGAACAAAAAGCCAAAGCUAAGGUUCACUUCCAAGAAUGUGUUGAACAAGAAAAUGUUUCCGAAGAAGAUGCCAAAAGAUUACGCAUGAAGGACUUUACCAAUCCCUCAGCUGCCAUGAAAUGUUUCGGUACUUGUUUCUUUGAAAAGGUUGGUACCUUGAAGGACAGUCAAGUUCAAGAAGAAGUUGUUUUGGCUAAAUUGGGUGCUCUCAUUGGUGAAGAAAAGACCAAGGAAGUUUUACACAAAUGCAAGGAUAUCAAGGGUGAUGACCGUUGCGAUACCGGUUUCAAAAUCUAUGAAUGUUUCGAAAGCUACAAGGCUCAAUUGUCGGCUUAAGUUUUGAAUGGAAAGAGUAUUUAUUAAAAAAAGAGAUAUGAAAAAAA